AUGUCGUGCCGACUUCUUACAAGUCGUGGAAGAAUCGGCGGGUACUCUUAUCUGGGGAUUGGAAAUCGCCUUCGAAACGCUCGUCCGUUUUCAUAUUUCCACCACCUUCCAAAUCACCGUGAUAGACGCCAGGAGAUCUGCCAAGGCCAAGAGGAUGAACGAAUCCUCCAAAAGGCGCCUCAUGAUGGGCUUGAGGGAAAAGAAGAAGAGACGGCAGUCGGAAGCAGUCCGGUUCAUGCGACAAAGGUUGAUCCAGAGGAUCAGACCCUUGCCGAUCGUCUACGGCAGCUAAGCGCCGAGCCGGUGCCCAGCAGUGCGGCCGAGGCUGAUUCAAUGUCCAGGCGAGGGUAG
This is a messenger RNA of Prunus armeniaca (apricot), 351 nucleotides long. NCBI's taxonomy places the organism in Eukaryota, Viridiplantae, Streptophyta, Magnoliopsida, Rosales, Rosaceae. The record is from the annotation of a GenBank genome assembly.